AUGGCCGGCGUGUGCCUGACAUUCUUGCGCACAGGCGGCUGCCAGCUGGGCGCAGCCUGCCAGUUCCAGCACCCUGCCGGCUUGCGAGAAUCAUACGCGGCUGGGCGGCGAUCGGCGCAGACUGCAGCGGCUGGCGCUGUGGGCGCUGCGCUGGCGGGCCUGCCGGCGGCGGCCGGCACGGGCGUGCAGGCAGCGGCGGCGGCCUCUAUGCAGGCAUGGCAGGCCAACCAUCAGCUUGGGCAGCAGCCAUGGGCGCAGCACACGCAGUCGGUGGUGCUGACAAGGCCGAAAGCGGGUGUGUGGCCCCCGCUGCCGCCGUUGCCAUUUGCUGGUGCCCCGGUGCAGUCGCAAGGUCUGCCAUCCUCAUGGAAGCCUCAGCAGCCUCAGCAGCAGCAGCAGCAGCAGCAGCAGCAGCAGCAGCAGCAGCAGCAGCAGCAGCUUGUACAGGCCCAGCAGCAGGGCCAGAAGCAGCAGCAGCAGCAGCAGCAGGAGCAGGAACAGCAGCAAGUAGCGCGAGCCGCGCCGCCCACUACCCCUGAUUUGCAGUGCGCCCCCAUCUCGUUGGGGACGCGCUGGCCAUCCCAGAUGCAGGGGGCGGGACAGGGCUGGGGCGCGCAGCAGCAUGGGCAGGACCCAGUCUCAGGCGGCAACCGCCCCGCCGGCGGCGAUGGUGGUGGUGGCGGCGGCGGCGGCGGCGGCGGCGCGCGGCGGCGGCCAUCCUCUGUCAACCUAUCGCGCCACUGGAUGGCGUCCAAGGAGGCGCCCGCGGCGGACGGGGGCGCUGGCGAUGGGGUGCGGCUGCGCGUGAUGAGCUACAAUUUGCUCGCGGACGCCCUGGGCCCCAUCAUUGAUGGAUACGGCGGGCCGCAGGCCCACGAGCACGCGAGGGAGCUCUACCCCAGCUGCAGCCCACGCGACCUGGAGUGGGGCCCGAGAUGGGCGCUCAUGCUGCAGGAGAUCGAGGCGCUGUCUCCUGACGUGCUGUGCCUGCAGGAGGUUGACCGCUGGGGGGAGGUGCAGGCCGCCCUGCGGGCCCUCGGGUACGAAGGCACCUACGUCCAGCGGACUGGCGACAGGCCCGACGGCUGCGCAACCUUCUGGCGCGCGUCCCUCCUCGAGGCACGCGCCCUGGAGUCCCUUCGUUUCCAGGCGAGCGCGGCCGCAGAAGCAGCGCAGCAGCGCCGCCACGCGCCGCUCGGAUUGCCUGCCAGAGAUUUUGGGCUGCGGGACAAUGUGGCCGCCCUGGCCCUCCUGGCUGUGAAGCCGCGCGACCAACCAACCGCCGCGGCGCCUGCAAACGGCGGCGGCGGCGGCCGCCGCAGCCCGACGAAGCGCCGGCGCGUGUCCUCGCCGGGCACGGACGCGCUGGCCGCCGGCGCCGCGCCGCCGCUGGUCGCGGUCGCCAACACGCACGUCCUGUUCAACCCCAAGCGCGGCGACAUUAAGCUCGGGCAGCUGCGGCUGCUGGCCGCGGCGCUCGCGCGGCUCGCGCGCGCCGGCGGGGCCGCCGACGGCGGCGGCGGCGGCGACGACGGGGGAUGCGAGGCGCGGCACGAGCCCGCCGCGGCGCCGGUGGCGCUGCUGCUGAUGGGCGACCUGAAUCUGGCGCCGCACAGCCCGGUCUACGAGUUUGUGGCGCGGGGGGAGCUGGACUGCAUGAUGCAUCAGCGGAGAGACCUGUCAG
Messenger RNA from Monoraphidium neglectum, 1684 nucleotides. RefSeq names its product putative Carbon catabolite repressor protein 4. The record is from RefSeq and is a predicted model, not a curated record. NCBI's taxonomy places the organism in Eukaryota, Viridiplantae, Chlorophyta, Chlorophyceae, Sphaeropleales, Selenastraceae. Gene Ontology annotation, molecular function: metal ion binding; 3'-5'-RNA exonuclease activity. The annotation marks the transcript as partial. The transcript is spliced from 8 exons.